GUAACAAUCUUACUCGUCAUUCCUACAUUCACCUACAAACUAUUAUCCGCCUCUUGACGGUCCUGUAUUUUUCCUGUCUUUCUCUCUCGUGGUGCAUGCGCGUCCAGCUGAAUUCUCGAGAAGCUUUUCUAGAAGCAUUACUUGCUUGAAGAGCUUCUGCCACUUGUAACCAAACAUCUUGCAAGAUGCAGGCUGAUGGAGAACAAGAGAGACCUGUUCUAACUCCUAAUUCUGAACGACCCCGUUCUUUCUUUGCUCGGAACUCUGCCUCAAAUUUCCACGACGAAGAUGUCGAGGACUCGGACGAGGACAAAGGCAGGCCAACAAAAUGGAGCAUGGGAGUCUUGAAUGACCCUCUUACUCAUGAGGUGCCUGGAUCUGUUCUUCUCUUGACCGGAAAUCGAAACGAGCCUCUGGGUCUGCGAAAUGCCCCUGCGAGAUCAUCUGCCUCCUCUUUACCAGCCCCACCUCUUCCCCCUCCGAGCAGACGGCAAUCACGUCAAUCCAAACAUGCGGAGGGGAAGAAAAAGACGCCAGAUGGUGCGAUUAUCCUGGAACCCCAGCCAGACGAUUCACACAACGACCCUCUGAAUUGGCCUACAUGGAGAAGAGACGCAGCACUAUUGUCUCUAGGAUUAUAUUGCAUGGUUGGCGGUGGUAUGACACCAAUCCUGGCUGCUGGGUUCACAAACGUUGCGGCAACUUAUAAUGUCACUACACCAAAAGUAGCACUUACUACUGGAUUGUACAUGAUGGGUCUUGGUGUUGGCUCCGUAAUUGCGUCCCCGACCGCAAUUCUCUAUGGCAAGAGGCCUGUCUACCUCUUCAGCGCAAUUGUCUUCAUUGCGACCUCUAUUUGGUGUGCAACAUCACCAAGCUACAACUCUCUUCUAGUAGCGAGGAUCUUCCAGGGUAUCUCCGUGAGCCCUGUGGAAUGUUUGCCAUCCGCUACCAUUGCCGAGAUUUUCUUUUUGCAUGAACGAGCAUAUCGAAUUGGUAUCUAUACUUUACUCCUUCUCGGUGGCAAGAACUUGGUGCCUUUGGUUAGUGCUGCUAUAAUCCAAUCAAUGGGCUGGAGAUGGGUUUUCUGGAUCGUUGCCAUGGUUGUGGGUUUCUGUGGCUGUCUUUUGUUUUUGUUUGUGCCAGAAUCAUUCUGGGACAGAACACCAGUACCGAAAAGCCGUAAAGCAUCAAAGCAUGGAUCCCGGCUUACUCUUGCACUGUUCACAAGUCAUGGCUCUCAUAAAGAUGCGCAUCAUAACCCCGAAAACGAUGCAACCGGUAAUCAUGAAGAUGCAAUCGUGGAAAAAGAGACACCUGCAAAUCAGGAAGACAUCACAACACCGAAAAAAGCUGUGUUAGCUGAGGGUCCUCAUCCUCAUCGAAAUCUUCACGUAGGAUUUGCCGGCGAUGAUCAGGAGCAGACUUUGCAUGACGGCGCCAAUGAACCCAUAAUUCCUUCGUCAGACGGAACCAUGCACGCAACAGGUGGUGACGGCCCGAAAUCAAGCACAUUCACUGUUGGCAUGGGCACUGAUUUGAAGGAGCAAAUCCGCAAACGCUCACGGGCCGUCACUGACCCGAAACAUGAGUUUGCAGGUGUUGUUCAACCUUCAGGUAAUGGGCCCCCAAUGCCAGCCUUGCAUAACUUCAACUCUCCAUGGUACAAAGACAUAGAGAAGAGCUCGGGCGAUUAUCUCGAAGCAGGCAACAGGUUCAAAAAUAUCAACAACGAUGGCGUAACAUCUCCUGGUUCUGAUCAUGUCGCAUCUGCUCUACCUUCUCGACCUGUGGCACCUUAUAUUGCUCACCUCAGACAAGCCCCACCGCAGACUUUCUUGCAACAACUGAAGCCUUAUAGAGGACGACUUAAUUACGACAAAUGGAUUCGUGUAGCAAUUCGACCUUUCAUCCUGUUCGCUUAUCCCGCCAUUCUUUGGUCCGCAGUAGUCUACUCUUGUGCUGUUGGUUGGUUGAUCGUCCUGUCCGAGUCUGUGGCUGUCAUCUAUCGUACCCGAACUACUUAUGGAUUCUCAGCUCUGUCAACGGGUCUCAUAUACUUGUCUCCUUUUAUUGGAGGCGUACUAGGAACAGCAGUUGCCGGAAAAGUCAGCGACAUUAUUGUGAAAUUCAUGUCCAGACGAAAUGGGGGACUUUAUGAACCUGAAUUCCGUUUGGUUAUGGCAAUUCCAGUCACUAUCACGACAGUCAUCGGACUCAUGGGUUUUGGCUGGUCUGCUCAAAUACACGAUGCUUGGAUUGUUCCUACUAUCUUCUUUGGCAUUAUCUCGUUCGGGUGCUCUUUAGGAUCGACAACAGCCAUCACUUUCUGCGUUGACAGCUAUCGGCAAUACGCUGGUGAAGCCCUCGUCACGCUCAAUUUUAGCAAGAAUAUUUUUCACGGAUUGGUGUUCAGCUUGUUCUUUACGAAGUGGCUCGAGUCGGAUGGAUCCAAGAAGGUCUUCACUUGGGUCGGCGUAAUUCAACUUAUCUUUAUGACGCUCACUGUGCCUAUGUACAUUUUUGGGAAACGGGCUAGGAUGUGGACCGUCAGGAAGAACCUGAUGGAGAAAUUCUAGGCUUAUGAUGGAGUUUGGUUUAGAUUGGACGUUGUAUCGUUCAGGUAUGAGGGAUAGACUCACGAACCGUUCAUGGAUAGAUUGUCU
Mollisia scopiformis is the source of this 2666-nucleotide messenger RNA. RefSeq names its product MFS general substrate transporter. The coding region runs from base 186 to 2579 and encodes 797 amino acids. Gene Ontology annotation, biological process: transmembrane transport. The transcript has 3 exons. The record is from RefSeq and is a predicted model, not a curated record. Gene Ontology annotation, molecular function: transmembrane transporter activity. NCBI's taxonomy places the organism in Eukaryota, Fungi, Ascomycota, Leotiomycetes, Helotiales, Mollisiaceae.